Caenorhabditis auriculariae is the source of this 1115-nucleotide messenger RNA. The record is from the annotation of a GenBank genome assembly. NCBI's taxonomy places the organism in Eukaryota, Metazoa, Nematoda, Chromadorea, Rhabditida, Rhabditidae.
AUGUCGUCUGUCAAGUGGUAAGCGAUAUUUUUAGAAGUUUUCGAUUUUUUAAAAUACCAUCUAGGUUAUCUUUGAAUUACACUAGCCCCAAGCCUUCAAAUAUUUUUUGUCUGAAAUCAAAUUUUUUCAUAUGAUAGAUAUGCGCUCAAAACUCAUAAAAUAGAAAAAAUUAACUUCAAAUCUCAAAGCUCGAAAAAUAAUCUUUGAAAAGCUUGUCUCGAUUUUGGGUUUUCAGCUUCAUCCUCCUUGCCCUCGUCGCCGUCUUGGCUGUCUUUCAGCCGGCUUCCGCUCAAUACGUAGGCUUACUUUCUCUUACUUUUUCUAGAAAAAACUCCGGAAAAGCUCAAGCCGUUCAAAACAACUCUGAAAGCUCAAAAAAGAAGUCAUCUCAGCAGUUCCUUUUUAGAGGGACUUAAGAAAGCGUGAAGAGUUAAAAACAAAUCUCUACCUAUUAUUAGAAUUUUCUACUACUUAUUCAUAUCUCUUCAGUGAAUUUGUGCCAAUGGGACUCUAAAAAGAUUCGUAAAACCUUCAAAUUCAGAUCUUGCAAAGAAAUUGGCACUCUCUGAACUUCGAAAAUUGAAAAUCAGCAUGAAAAAUAGCCCAAAACUUCUCAUUAAAACAUUUUUACUACAUCUUUGUAUCUCGCUAUUAAAUAUUAGUGAUUCUGAGCGAAUAAAGCCCCUAAAAACUUCUAAAAUUACCCAAGACUUGAAACUUCUAAACUACAUUGAUCACUGCGCCUUCUAAUCUUCACGAUUGCAAAAUUACCCUUCAACCCAUUUAUUGAACUUUAAAAAUUGUAGAUUUGCGCCUUCAGAAAACUUUAGUGGUUCACUCUCAUUAUUUUCACCUCAAAAAACCAUUUUGAACCUCUAUAAUUUCAAAACUACCCUUCAAAAACAACUUUAUCCCUUCAGUAUCUCCUCAUUUUAGCUCAAAAAACCGUCUCAAAACCCAAAUUACAGUACGCCGGAGCUUCUGCCUACUACCCGGGAUACAGCAGCUACUACGGUGGCUACUAUCCCGGCUACUCCGGCCUCUACCCGUCCGCCUACGGUAGCUACGGAGCUUACGGUACCUACGGCUCGGUCAUCGUCAAGAGAUCCGUCUAA